AUGGCGUGGAACACACAAGGCGUGAACCAAGGCGCGAAAGACAAGAAGUUGGGUGAUGAUGACCCAAAGAACUGCACAAUCUUUGCGUACGGGCCCGAAGCAAAGUGCAAUCUCAGUCGAGUGACUGUGGGCUUCGGCGUAGUCAUAUUUAUCUCAUUCAUCCUCACCACCGCCAUCUCCGGCUACUACGCCAACAAGUUUCGCAAAGAAGGCGUCAUGCCCUACCAGUCUGCCAAGCAAGAUCCGCGCCACACCGGCGGUGACAACUCCAAGGACAACGCGUGGUCCACCGACAUUGAGCACCACGACGGCCGCGACUCGGACGAGGAAGACCGCCGCACCGAGCACGGAGGCAAUCAGCAGGAAGACGAGUACGCGCUACUACACUCGACGGAGACGGACGAGGGACGGCACCCGGGUCGGCCGCUGAGCUGGGGCGAAGACCAUAGAGUCGGUGGACCGUAUGUUGCCCCAAGCCAUGGCCAAGGCCAUGUGCAAAUGCCGUAUGCGGCCUACAACGACGAUAACAAUAGUGCGCUGAGCCCGGGCGGUUACGAGGAGUAUAGGAGGGAUCCGGCGCCAGGAGGAGCGAAGAGAGAUAGUUCGUUCGGCGGGAGCGGAUACAGUUUCAGUGGAAGACCAUAG
Didymosphaeria variabile is the source of this 645-nucleotide messenger RNA. RefSeq lists its product as uncharacterized. The coding region runs from base 1 to 645 and encodes 214 amino acids. NCBI's taxonomy places the organism in Eukaryota, Fungi, Ascomycota, Dothideomycetes, Pleosporales, Didymosphaeriaceae. The record is from RefSeq and is a predicted model, not a curated record. The transcript is spliced from 2 exons.